Molecule: messenger RNA, 526 nt
Organism: Alexandromys fortis (reed vole)
Lineage: Eukaryota; Metazoa; Chordata; Mammalia; Rodentia; Cricetidae
Product: zinc finger protein 431-like
Exons: 3
Coding region: 50-526 (158 amino acids)
Source: RefSeq, a predicted model, not a curated record
AGAGUGGGCUUUGCUGGGUCCUUCCCAGAAGAAUCUAUACAAAGAUGUGAUGCUGGAGACCUACAGGAACCUCACUGCUGGAGGCUACAAAUGGGAAGACAAAUAUACUGAAGAACACUGUCAAAGCUCUAGAAGACAUGGAAGACAUAAAAGAACACAUACUGGAGAGAAACCUUUUGAAUGUAAUCAAUGUGGUAAAGCCUCUGCCCAUCAGAAUAAUCUACAAAAACAUAAAGGAACACAUACUGGAGAGAAAACUUUUGAAUGUAACCAGUGUGGAAAAGCCUUGACAUGUCACAGUCGUCUCAAAAUACAUAAAAGUAUUCAUUCUGGAGAGAACCCUCAUGAAUCCUUUGUCGGCAGCUGUGUGAGCAAUCCCUUGGUCUUAAGCCAGCCCCUUCAGAGAGAGGUCCCUCAGCUGUUGGGCAAGCGGGAAGAUCAGAAUGGAGCCACGCCUGGCCUGGCUGAGAACAGGCCCCUGGGAUCCAGGCCACUUCGGCAGCUCCUCCAAUGUGGGCUCAUUUGA